Messenger RNA from Cotesia congregata, 345 nucleotides. The record is from the annotation of a GenBank genome assembly. Lineage: Eukaryota; Metazoa; Arthropoda; Insecta; Hymenoptera; Braconidae.
AUGACAUUAACGCAUGUCCAACGAGUAAGAACUCUGUACAAGACAAUAUUAAAAUUGCACCGUGGUUUGCCGAGUGAAAUGCAAUCACUUGGUACUCCUUAUGUCCGUGACGAAUUUCGAAGACAUAAAAAUUGCAAUGAAGCAGAAUCUUACGUUUUUAUGAAUGAGUGGACGGAGUAUGCUAUAACGAUAGCAAAACAGCUGGGCUUACGCGGUCCAAUUACCGCGAAGCCGCUGGGUAAAAGCUUAGAAGUUAAUGAUUUAGAAAAAUUACGCGAUGAACAAAUUUACCAACUAUACGAAUUAUUACUUGCUGCUACUGGCUCUGAUAAAACCAAAAAAUAG